This is a messenger RNA of Cucurbita pepo subsp. pepo (vegetable marrow), 1194 nucleotides long. RefSeq lists its product as uncharacterized. The record is from RefSeq and is a predicted model, not a curated record. NCBI's taxonomy places the organism in Eukaryota, Viridiplantae, Streptophyta, Magnoliopsida, Cucurbitales, Cucurbitaceae. Gene Ontology annotation, molecular function: zinc ion binding.
UCCAAAAUUGAACAUACUCCCAUUUCAUACAAACUUUAAUUAGGCGUAUUAGUUUAAUCCAUACGAACGCCCUGAAUUAUGUAAUGAUGUCUUCGAAAUAUUUCUUCGUCUUUUUCCCCUCUGCAACUCUGCGACUGUUAUAGCCUGCACGUCGCCACUGACACCCAACAAAGCAGCUGAAAUAGGGACACCCACCGCAGUUGCUUCUACUUCUCACGCCAUUACUGAUUAUCACAGCAAAAUCCACCCUAAACCGAAUUUCUACUCUUUUGCUUGAUGGGAGUCUCUUUUGUUUGUGGGUAUUCACGGUUCUGGCCUCACAGAGCCAUUACAUGAGGUUUCUCUUUCUGGGUCUUUGCGAUGACGACCACCCAAAACUCCCACGUUGUCGCAAUGGAGGUAGGAGAAGUAGAACAGCCACGCCGGACUUCAGCCGCCGGCGCUGACGCCUUACUAGCCUCCGAUGAUGUGCGGAAGUCGAGGGCUGAGAUUGUGGGGGCGGCGGCGGAGAAAAGAAGGGGAUCCUCUGUGUCGGAGUGCUCUGUAGAGAUGGAUCUGGAAUGUGGGUUGGCUGAGAUUAAGGUACAUUUGACGAAAAUGGAGAGGGAUUGUCGGAUUUGCCACCUGAGUUUGGAUGCUUCUAAUCAGGAAUCUGGAAUCCCCAUUGAGUUGGGUUGUUCUUGCAAGGAUGAUUUGGCUGCUGCUCACAAGCACUGUGCUGAAGCUUGGUUCAAGAUCAAGGGCGACAUCACAUGUGAGAUCUGUGGAUCAAUUGCACACAAUGUUACUGCUACUUAUGAACCUGAUUCAACAGAGCAACGCAACGACUCAAACGACGCAACGACAGCAACCGCAGCAGCAGCAGCAGCUGUGGUAGUGCCAUAGGUUCGGAACUUCUGGCAGGGCCAUAGGUUCCUGAAUUUCUUACUCGCCUGCAUGGUUUUUGCCUUUGUCAUAUCAUGGCUGUUUCACUUCAAAAUACCCUCAUAGUGAAAAGCUUCAGCUAUCUCUUCAUUCUGCAACAGCUCGAAAGCUCCCUGAAAUGGAUGCAUCUGUAAGUUUGUAUAUUGUUAUUAAGGUUGUUGUGUAUUUUCUUAAAAUAGCAUACUGAAGACAGACAGACAGGUUGGAUUGUUGGAUGAUGAAUUUCACAAUCAGUUAAUGUUCGAAAAGAUGCCGGAACCACUCAUCCUA